Micropterus dolomieu (smallmouth bass) is the source of this 1596-nucleotide messenger RNA. RefSeq lists its product as uncharacterized. The transcript is spliced from 7 exons. The annotation marks the transcript as partial. Lineage: Eukaryota; Metazoa; Chordata; Actinopteri; Centrarchiformes; Centrarchidae. The record is from RefSeq and is a predicted model, not a curated record.
AACAUGUGGGCAGGCCUUCUGAAUUGGGAUGUGCCCCCAAUUUUGAUAGGCAGCUUGUGUCCCCAAAUAAAUGUCCCAGCAAUUUAACAGUGUCAGUCUUGGAGGAGUUUUGAUGCUGAGGAGACGCAACACAGUAAACUUUUUCUUCUCAGUUUGGAUUUCUGGUGAGUAUCUUUAUACUAAUCCAGAGUUGUAAAAUCUUUGCAAGGACAUACAGACUUUGAAUGUGUGGUCAAAUUUAGCUCCUGCUAGUCUAGAGGUGGCUUUACUAGUAACCUGUAAUAACAUUAAGUCCUUACCUCUUGGGGUUUGUGAAAGGUGUAAUGCUUACUAAAUACUUGAUUUUCACCUGUCCACUUAUUUCUCCACAGAAAAAGGUUGACAAUGAAGCGCUGCCCGUUGUGCAGAGUUCCCUAUGCCAAUCGCUCAGAGCACCUCAGGAGUGUGCACGGGAUCACAGAUCAUAAACAGCGCAUACUCAUGCUGGGAAUGGCUUCAGGAAGAUACGCAGGCCCAGUAGGCUGCCCAAUGUCAGAAUGCCAUGGAAAAAGCUACGUCCGCCUGGACCGGCAUUUAAGGGUUGUGCACAGUAUGGAGAAGGAUGCCAGGAAGUUGCUCCUGGAGGAGACCAAAAAAAAAGCAAUUGCAUCCCAACUGUCUGCCAUGAGGAAGAACAAAACGCCAGCAGGUUCAGCCAGCCAGCCCCCCACCCCAAAGAAGCACAAAAAAGACUUUGAGUACCUGAUAGUAAAGUUCUUGAGGUCCGGGCCGAGCAGGAGGGGUAAACGGCAACUUAAGAAGGCUGUGAAACAUGUCAGGCGUUUUGUACAUCACAUGUGGGGGAUGAAAAGCCCUCCCCCGUCCCACCUCAUGUUUUUAAAGAGGACAGGGAAGGUCUUAAGGUGGAUAGCUAAGCUGAAGAGGCAGAGCCUGGCAGAAACCACAAGGGGCUACCUGGUAGCCAUCAGGAGGUUCUUGACGUUCCUGAGGCGGGAGGACUUCUCCCAGGUCCGUCUGUCUGCAGCACAGAUAAUGUCCCUGGACAGGGUGCUGAUAAGAGAGCUCUCCAACCUUACAAAGCAGACCGGGACCCACCAGCAGGGAGAGGUGCAAUCUGAAGAUGGGAAAAGGCAAAAAACAAAUUCCCUGGAAAAAAGCAGAGAGGAUGAAGCUGCCAGGCAGGUCUCUGAAGCCGCUGAAGAGUCAGAGGACAGCACCUCCAGUACGGCUGGGACCUCAGACCAGUCUGAUGAUAGCAGCUCCGGGACGGCUGAGACCUCUGACCAGUCUGAUGAUAGCAGCUCCGGGACGGCUGAGACCUCUGACCAGUCUGAUGAUAGCAGCUCCGGGACGGCUGAGACCUCAGACCACUCUGAUGACAUUAGCCCCGGGACGGCUGAGACCUCAGAGCCACCACCAGCUCGUGUUCCUGGGUCCACUAGCUACUCAAUGGACACUGCAGAGCCUGUUACAUCUUUUGUUGGUUCACCUCAGCCACCACCACUGCAGCCUCAGCCGCCAAUACCGAGUGAGGUCAGUGAAAUGGAGCACACAUGGGAGGCCUUAGAAGAGCCAGAGGACAGCAGCUCCAGGACG